GGUGAACGUGUUGAUCUAUAACAGAUUUCGGGGAGGCGAGCUGGAGUUCGUGCGCGCGUCGAAGUUUCACCAACCGGAUUAUUGCCUAGUUACGGCAGGAGAAUUUUUGAAAUAUGUAGGAGGAGCACGUAGAAAUGCACCAGAUUCCUCUGAGAGGUCGACUGUGCCAAAGUGCGACUUGAGGAGUUAUUCAUGCAAAUUCAUCAAGUUAUAGGCGUGCCUUUUGGCGAUGGAGUCACAGCCGGAAAAGCAAAGUUUCCGGAUCAUCAGCGACCUUCAGAGACGGUGACGCGCAGCGCUCGGACGCACCGAAGAAUGUUUUAAAAGCGCCGAGAGAAAGUUGGUUCUGCUUUGGAGACACUCCGUGCGUCCACCCGCUCCGCUGCUGCGCCACCGGCUCCGCUGGACCUCCAUACGCAGGAUUAUUGCGCAAACGGGAACGGCGCUGCGCCUGUAUUUCUACGGAUCAACGGCCAAUUCUGACAACUUCAGACCCUCCGAGUCUUCAGGCACAUGACAUGACGCGCAGCCCUUGUGCGUAAAACCGCGGCUGGUGGUUUGCGUCACUUUUAAUAUAAAAUAAACCUUUUUUUUCUUCCAUCUCUGAGGACUUGUCGCGCAGCAUGUCGGAGGACGACAGCAGCUGUAUGUCUGACGCAGACGCCACCAACGUCAGCGUCCUCAGCUGGGAACAAGUGCAGCGCCUGGACGCCAUCCUGACCGAGACCAUCCCGAUCCACGGCCGCGGGAACUUCCCCACUCUGGAGAUGCAGCCGCGGCAGAUCGUCAAAGUGGUGCGCAGCAGGAUGGAGGAGAAGCUGAUCUACGUCCGGGACGUCCGGUUAAACGGCUCCGCGGCCAGUCACAUCCUGCACGAGGACAGCGGACUCGGCUACAAGGACCUCGACCUGAUCUUUUACGCAGAUAUGAAAAGUGAAGCUGAUUUCCAGAUUGUGAAGGACAUAGUUUUGGACUGUCUCCUGGACUUUUUGCCCGACUGUGUGAAUAAAGAGAAAAUAACCCCGUUAACGUUAAAGGAAGUCUACGUGCAGAAGAUGGUGAAGGUGUGCAACGACUCAGACCGCUGGAGUCUCAUCUCACUCUCCAACAACCGCGGUAAGAAUGUGGAGCUGAAGUUCGUGGACUCCCUUCGGCGGCAGUUUGAGUUCAGCGUUGACUCCUUCCAGAUCAACCUCGACUCCCUGCUGCUGUUCUACAAGUGCUCCGAGAAUCCCAUGACUGAGACCUUCCACCCUACCAUCAUGGGUGAGAGCGUGUACGGGGAUUUUGGCGAGGCCCUGGACCACCUACGUCACAAAAUCAUCUGCACCCGGAACCCGGAGGAGAUCCGAGGCGGAGGUCUGCUGAAGUACUGCCACUUACUGGUGAGGGGUUUCCGGCCCGCCUCUGAGUCGGAGAUGAAGUCGCUGCAGCGCUACAUGUGCUCACGCUUCUUCAUCGACUUCCCUGAUAUCGGUGAGCAGCAGCGAAAGCUGGAGUCCUACCUUCAGAACCACUUUGUGGGCCUGGAGGACCGCAAGUAUGACUACCUGAUGACCCUCCACGGGGUGGUCAAUGAGAGCACGGUGUGCCUGAUGGGACACGAGCGGCGGCAGACGUUGGGACUGAUAGCCAUGCUGGCUGUGCGCGUGCUGGCGGAGCAGAAUGUCAUCCCCAAUGUGGCUAAUGUCACCUGUUACUACCAACCUGCUCCUUAUGUGGCAGAUGGUAACUUCAGUAACUACUACAUCGCACAGGUGCAACCGGUGUUUGCCUGCCAGCACGCUGCCUACUCCACCUGGCUGCCAUGUAACUGAGUCACCCCAAGCAAAGUGGGAGGACGAGAGUGUGAGCUGGUUAACCCGGCGUGACCGAGCCUGAAAUUUGCCCAGAAAAAAAGAAUCUCCUCUUUAAUGUUUUGCAUCAAAGCUUGUUUGGUUCAUACGUUGAGUAUGAAUGAUACGAAAACACACCUGGCGUUCGGCUUAUGUAGAAAAUUCAGUCUCGAUGUGAAUCACAUUCCUUAGCAGCGCCAACAUGUGGGGGCCACAAAACUGAGCCGCAGGACCGUCACAGAAACAAGUGACUUAGAAAA
This is a messenger RNA of Thalassophryne amazonica, 2095 nucleotides long. It is a transcript of the gene tent5aa, whose product is annotated as terminal nucleotidyltransferase 5Aa. The transcript has 2 exons. Gene Ontology annotation, biological process: mRNA stabilization. The coding region runs from base 624 to 1817 and encodes 397 amino acids. Gene Ontology annotation, molecular function: poly(A) RNA polymerase activity; RNA binding. The record is from RefSeq and is a predicted model, not a curated record. Lineage: Eukaryota; Metazoa; Chordata; Actinopteri; Batrachoidiformes; Batrachoididae.